GCGCCCGCCACCGCGGGCGCGGGGUGCCUCGCCGAGGCGCGGGGGGCGCGGCCCGGCCAGGCGCCGAGGGAGCCGCCGCGAGCGCGGGGGAGCGCGGAAAGGACCCCGAGGGGGGCUGCAGAUUGUCCAGUUCGCUGGCCAGCCAGCCGAUUGGCUGGCUGGCCGCGGGCUGGUCGGCUGGCCGAUUGGCUCGCGGGUUCGCUGGUUCGCUGGCUCGCUGGCCCAGCCGAUGUGGAGGAACUCUUUGUCGACGCGGCCAUCUUCGUCGCGUGCCAGGUGUUCUUCCGCGCCACGGACUGCACCAACGCCUCCAGCUGCGCCAUCCCGUGGGUACUGCCGGCCGCCCGCGUGUUCUUUGUGUGCUUCAACGUGCUGCUCCUCGGCUCCCAGGUUUUCUUGAGCAGGAGAGCCCGGCAGAUCGGGGGGGCGGACGCGAUCGAGGACGCAGAGUACAUGGAGGCGCGCCUCAAGAAGUUCUCCGUCAAAGCGUUGUUGCUCUAUUCUGUGCAUUCUUAUUUCGGACUCAUGGCUCCGUUGGUGUGCAGUUGUCUCAUCACUGCGUACGGGCUGCCUUUCUUCCGUGAUCGAGAGAAGUCUUAUUGGGCGAAGUACGGAGAUCUUAAUUCUUAGGCGAUGAUGCGUCGCACCUCGACCAGCGUUGGAACGAUGUUCAGCCGACAUGGAUUGUCUCGUCAACGUGGGGUCCCGUUACCCGACCGUCCUCCUGCGUAACCUCUGGGAGGCGCCGACUACACAGUGAGACCGAAUUCGGCCAGGUCCGUCUGUGUCAGACCAAGUAUAUGUCUGGUUAGGCUUGGUGCCAGCGCAGUCGACGAGCCUUCUCCGGCUGGGAAUAGACAUGUAAGUGUCUGGAGAGAGGCCCUUCGGCCAGGUAGCUGGUUCGCUGCCAUUCGAAGGGAGUUUAGGUCCGCAGCUAAGCAGGGCCAUAGCACUCACGUUCUGUUUUGAUGUUCCUGACAUGUCGCCAAUUCGGAGGAGCACAUGAAGGAACUCUUUGUCGACGCGGCCAUCUUCGUCGCGUGCCAGGUAUUCUUCCGCGCCACGGACUGCACCAACGCCUCCAACUGCGCCAUCCCGUGGGUGCUGCCGGCCGCCCGCGUGUUCUUUGUAUGUUUUAAUGUGCUACUCCUCGGCUCCCAGCUUCUCUUGAGCAGGAGAGCGCGGCAGAUCGGUGGAGCGGACGCGAUCGAGGACGCAGAGUACAUGGAGAAGCGCUUCCAGAAGUUCUUUGUCAAAGCGCUGGUGCUCUAUUCCGUGCACUCCUAUUUUGGACUUAUGGCUCCGCUGGUCUGCAGUUGUCUCAUCACUGCGUACGGGCUGCCGUUUUUCCAGGACCGGGAGCACUCUUGUUGGGCGAAGUAUGGGCGCUCAAAACCCUAAGCGUUGACGCGCCGCGUCUCGACAUGUGUGUUGAGCGAUGCCCGACAGAGAAAGAAC
Molecule: messenger RNA, 1458 nt
Organism: Prorocentrum cordatum
Lineage: Eukaryota; Dinophyceae; Prorocentrales; Prorocentraceae
Source: the annotation of a GenBank genome assembly